ACAGAAACCAGUGACAGCUGGUGGCGCACUCCCAGUUAGGAACAAGGCGAUCGGCUAAUGACUCACCUGGUAUGACUGACUGGUUUUGAUUCAUUCGGAAUUUUUUUUCAUUGCAACUUUAAUAACGUUAACUCAUUAUAAAUCAUCAUAGGCAAAAACAAAUAGCAUCUUGGAUGCGUUCACAUCAUCCUGGAUGCGUUCGAGUCCACUGGGAUUGUAAAGAGAGGCGGUGGGAAGCAUCCCCAGAACGGCGGGCUUCUUCAGAAUCCCAGCGGGGGCGUGGCCGCAGGUCAGGUGGUCGGUGUCGUGACCUUUGGACCUCUCGCGGGGCGGCGGAGAUGAGACCAUGCUAACCUCGGAGGCUAACCGGGAGUUCCAGGCCAAAGAGAGGAAAUACAAAGCCCAGCUGAAGAGAUGUCUGUCUGCUGCCCUGGCCCAAGACCUCCUCAGGCUGCUGCAGGAGGAGCUGGAGUCUGAUGUGUGCGUGUGCAGCGGCCCGAGUUCCCUGAAGGCUCACCGAGCGCUGCUAUUGGCCAGAGCUCCUCACCUCCUCUCAGCCCCUCCCCACCUUCUCCCCGGGCCCAAGGGGGACGUGGAGAACGUCCAUGUGUCCGGCCUGGACCCCGCGGAGCUCACACAGCUGCUCAGGACGGUGUACACCUCAGAGCAGAGCCUGGUGGGCCCCCCUGCACCCGGACCCCCUGGGACCAGCUCCCCUGGUGGGGGGCCAGACCCCGACGGACCCCCGGAACCAGGUGUGUGUUGUCUGGAGCCGGCCUGCGGUCUGGGCUCUGACCUGCUGUCUCUGUACCGGAGGGCGGAGCAAUGUGACAUCACCAUCAGAGUGGGCGGGCACGUCUUCCCCUGUCACAGGGCGAUCCUGUGUGCGCGCUCCCAGUACUUCCGGGCCAUGCUGAGCGGCAGCUGGAUGGAGAGCUGCACCCAGGACAUCACUCUGCAGGGUCCCUCCAGGCUGGGCCCGGAGGAGAUGGAGGUCCUGCUGCAGUUCAUGUACGGCGCCAUCGCUGACCUCCCGCCCGGAGCCAGCGCCAGUCAGGUGAUGCUGGCGGCGGACAUGUUGGGCCUGGAGGGGCUGAAGGAGGUGGUGGAGAUGGUGCUGACCCGAGACUACUGCCGCUUCUUCCCCAAGGUGGUGGACGGGGUGCAGAAGAGCAUCGUGGAGUGUCUGUCCCUCACCAGCGCUCUGGGUCUCCUCAAGCUGCACGCCACCUGCAGGAGGUGGGUGGCGGAGCACUUCAUGAAGAGCUGGGCAGAGCGGAACUUCUCCCUGCUGUCGGUGGAGCUCCAGCGGGCGUGCCUCGGCGACGUGGCCGCUGCCAUGACGGUGGACAGCUCGGUGAGCGUGCUCUGUGCCACGGAGCAGCUGAUUGGCUGCCUGCCCGAGGUGAAGUGGGCCAAGCAGGUGCUGAGUCUGGCCAAUGAGCUGCAGGAGGAGAGCCUGUCCGUCAUCGUCCAGAACCUCCCCUGCGUGGUCCGAAGCCCCGCCUUCCUCAGCCUGCUCCGGCAGGAGGAGGUGACCAGGGAGCCGGCCCUGCUGAAGAAGCUGUGUGCGGCGGUCAGAGAAGGAGUCAACGUGGACAACUGCUGCUCCCUGUUCUCCGCCGUGGACGCUCUGCAGGAGGAGGAGCUGGGGCCCCCCACCGAGGAGGAGCAGGGCCCCCCCACCGAGGAGGAGCUGGGGCCCCCCACAGUGGAGGAGCUGGGGCCUCCCACCGAGGAGCUGGAGCCGCUGCGUGCGGAGCUCUCCUCUCUGCGCGCUCGUCUCUGGCUCUUCCUCCGUCAGUCCUUCUUCGCCGUGCGCCACACGCAGGGAUGGGAGGUCCUGCUGCCGCGCCACAGGGACCUGCUGCUGGAAGCUGCUCUUGAUAAAGGAGACAACCGACGCCUCGGGAAGAAACCGGUUUUCACCAGCUCACAGCCCAGGGUGCAGAGAUGCCCCCCCUCCGCGUCGUCUGAGGCCCCCGUUGUGAAGAGGACCCCCGCCCGCCGCCCGCCACCCGCCGCCAUGAAGUCGGACGGCCUCGCCACGGACGGCAAGUCGGGAGACGGCCCCGCCCCCCGCGGAGCCAAGACCGCCAAGCCCCGCCCCUCCGCGCCCCGGACCAAGGCCGGCACCGCCGCGGGCUCGCCGCUACUCAACGGGACCGCCCCCGCCGGCAGCCCCGCCUCCAGACGGGACGCCGCCAACGCUAACGGAGCUAACGCCAACGCGGCUACCGCUAACGGGACCCGCGGCCCCGCGGCGGCGGGCCCCAAGGACCCGGAGAAAAGAGCGGCCCCCGGGGCGCGGCCCACCUGGUCCACGGCCGGACACGCCAAGGCGGGGCCCCGGGGCGGCGGCGCGGCUAAUGGCGGCGCGGCUAGUGGCCACGCCCGGCCGGGGACCUCCACGUCGGGCAGCGCCUCGCCGGACGCCGCCGCCAGCCCGCCCAACAGCCUCCCUGGCCCAGGUUCCAAACCCAAACAACAGACCAAGCUGGUGAGCAAACCCUCUGGGGCCAAAGCCGUCCAGAAACCGGACCCGGCCAAGACCAGCAGUCCGACCAACAAGCCCUCCCCCAGAGAGACCAGUAAGACCAAGGCCAGCCCGGCCCAGAAGACCACUGGAGCCGCAAGACCAGAACCCAGAGCCAGGGGCGGGGCCGGAACCCCGGAGACCAGUGGUUCGAGACCCGGAGCCGUGAAGAAGACUGCCUCCUCUAAGAGGGAGGAGCCUAAGGAGGCGGGGCGCCCUGCCGCAGCAGCUGAACCAAUCAAGAAGAAGACCAAACCCCUUGAGAGGACCGGCUCUAAGCCCUCCAAGACCCCCGGCCUGGCCCCCAAGCCGCCAUCAGGCUCCCCCAGACCGGGACCCCGACCGGGACCCCGCCCCCAGACUGCCCCUCACACCCCCCCCAGGGCUGGAGGCGGGGCCAAGGCCACCGGCUCCUCCCCCAGGAAGCCAGGAGCCAAAGAGGAGGCCGGGUCACCAGCCAAUCAGAACGCAGCACAUGGCGGCAGUAGCGCCGGGGGCGGGCUCUGCCUCCCGCUGAGCUCCAGCCCACGCCGCUCCCCCCACAAGACCCGGGGCUCCAGGGGGGACCCCGGGGGGGCGGGGCCCCAGGCCGGACCCCCACCGGCAGAGGGUCCGGACCCGGGGGGCCGAGAGAGUCAAGACCCCCCCCAGAGCUCCGCCCCGCCCCCCGGGCCGGCGGACACGCCCUGCGGCGGCGGGGACACGCCCCUGGGGGAGGCGUGGGGGGGCGGCGGCGGCGGGGGGCAGCUCCAGGCGACGCCCGAGUCGGAGACGGGCAGCAACAGCACCUCGUCGGACGACAUCAAGCCGCGCUCGGAGGACUACGACGCGGGGGGGUCCCAGGACGACGACUGCUCCCACGGGAGGGGCGGGGCUGGGGGCGGCGACGGGGGCGGGGCCUCCAAGUGCGGCACCAUGCGCUGCUCGGACUUCCUGGGGCGCAGCAGCAGCGACACCAGCACCCCCGAGGAGCUGAAGGUGUACGACGCCGGCACCGGCCUGCGGGUGGAGGUGCGGCUCCGCGGCCGCGAGGGGGCGGAGACCACCAGCGAGGAGGAGCCCGGGGGGAGGCGGCCGCGCUCCUGGCUGCACCGCGACGAGCUGCUGGCCCGGGGAGAGGGGGGGGAGGAGGAGGGGGAGGAGGGGGAGGAGGAGGGGGAGGAGCCCGCCGCCUCCCUCACGCUGAAGAGCCAGACCCCGCCCUCCUCCGACGAAGAGGAGGAGGAGGAGACGGAGGAGGACGAGGAGCGCUCGGAGGUGGAGGUGAUCCCGGGGGGCGUGGCUCCGCCCAGCGCCCCGGCCGCCCCCCCCGCCCACUUCCAGGGGAUUGUCAACCUGGCGUUCGACGACGACGGCGGCGAGCAGGAGAACGCGGCGCCGCCCCCCGCCCCCCCCCCCUCCUCCGGGUUCCGGCGCUCCGUGCUCCUCUCCGUGGACGAGUGGGAGGAGCUUGGCUCGGAGGAGCCCGACUCCGCCUCCUCCUCCGCGCCGCCGCCGCAGGAGAACGGGGGCGCCGACGUCUUCGAGGGCGACGCCCCCUCGCCCCAGCAGGAGGCCAACGCCCCCCCCCAGGAGCGGCCCUGCCACCUGGACCUGCGGCCGGGCGACGGCCACCGGUCCGGGCCGGGCGACGCCCACCGGUCCGGGCCGGGCGACGCCCACCGGGCCGGGCCGGGAGACGCCCACCGGGCCGGGCCGGGCGACGCCCACCGGGCCGGGCUGCGUCUGGACUUGAGUGACGCGGCGCCGGCCCGCCAGAACUCUGCCGCUCAGGAAGCAGCAGCCCCCGCAGAACGCUCCAAUCAGACCCCGCCCCGCUCAGAACGCUCCAAUCAGACCCCGCCCCUCUCAGAACGCUCCAAUCAGACCCCGCCCCUCUCAGAACGCUCCAAUCAGACCCCUCCCCUCUCAGAACGCUCCAAUCAGACCCCGCCCCGCUCAGAACACUCCAAUCAGACCCCGCCCCUCUCAGAACGCUCCAGAGACACAAGUUGUGGCUCAGAGGAGGACAGUGGAGCGGCCCGGGACAGACCCCCGUCCCACGCCCUGUCCCCCAUAUACGAGCUCCAGGGUCUGGGUCUGGACCCGGGGCGCACGGACGAGGAGGAGGAGGAGGAGCAGGAGGAGGAGGAGGAGCAGCAGCAGGAGGAGGAGGAGGAGCAGGAGGAGGAGUUUGCCGAGCGGGACUGGUCCCUCCUCCACCAGCUCCUGUCGGAGCAGGAGUCCAGUCUGGGCGUGAUGAGCCCGGUCCCCGAGGAGCUGAACCUGGCCCAGUACCUCAUCAAGCAGACGCUGUCGCUGGCGCGCGACGGCCCCGCGGCCUGCCACGCCCCGCCCCCGGAGAAGGAGGGCUUCCAGCGCUGGGCGGAGCUCAUCUCCCCCCCCGCCGACGACUCCCCCAGCAGCAUCACGGUCACCAGCUACUCCCCCGAGGACGCAGCCUCCCCGCAGGGGGAGUGGACCAUCCUGGAGCUGGAGACCCACCACUGACCUCCAGAGACCCACCACUGACCUCCAGGGACCCCCCACUGACCUCCAGAGACCCGACACUGACCUCCAGAGACCCACCACUGACCUCCAGAGACCCACCACUGACCUCCAGAGACCCACCACUGACCUCCAGAGACCCACCACUGA
Gadus chalcogrammus (walleye pollock) is the source of this 5173-nucleotide messenger RNA. It is a transcript of the gene btbd8, whose product is annotated as BTB domain containing 8. NCBI's taxonomy places the organism in Eukaryota, Metazoa, Chordata, Actinopteri, Gadiformes, Gadidae. Gene Ontology annotation, molecular function: protein binding. Bases 347 to 5026 code for a protein of 1559 amino acids. The transcript has 21 exons. The record is from RefSeq and is a predicted model, not a curated record.